GAUCCGUCGGAAACCCCUCCGACGCUCAAGUCAGAUGUAUGGAUCGUGGAGAUAGUAGAGAGAAUAAACACUCUAGAUUGUUGGUUAGUAAUAGAACCUAUCUUAACAAAUGAGUAAAACAUCUAUUUAUAUGUCGUUGAUUGGGUUGACUUACUUUAUUGGCCCCAAGUCUUACUUUGAAAAUGCUUGGGCUUUCGUGUAGUGGACCUAAUUAUUAGAUAAAUUGGGGGCCCAUUGGGCCGGCCCAAUUAGGUAUAUAUAUCAUUAAGCUCCCCAACUCUCGAGUCGGGGUGGGAGACUUGUCGAAUAGGUUCCAGAUCGUGUCGAGAGUUAAAUUUGACGUGGUUAAAAUAGUUUUCGUUGGCGUUGAAUUGAUCUCCUUAAUUAAAUAAGGGAUAAUCGUAUUUAUUUGGCAGCGAGGUAUAUAUGUAAGGGUUUUAAAUAAUAUACCAGGGCCAGAUAAAUAGACUCCUUUUGCGGUGGAAUGAAUUAAACUUCAACCUCCUGCGUAAUAAAUAUGGGUAAGUAUUUUUAACUUGUGGUCUUCUGCUCUGCUCUUGCUUCUCUAAAAAAAAAUUGUGGUAGAGUAGAAUUUUUUUUUUCUUGAUUGUUUUUUCGGAGAAAAAUAUUGGUCAUGUCGAAUCCGAUUAAAUCUAAAUCCUUGCGAAUUAAACUUCGAGAUCCGGUUGAAGGGGGCGAGAAAACUUUUGGUACGGUGGAUAUUGGAUGCGAGAAGCCUGUAGUAUCGGGUGUGAAAAUCGGAUCUGCGGUAGAAGGUGCCCGAAUUUUUGGGGAGAUGCACAUAGUAGAUGGCUUGGAUGCAGAUGUCGGCUCAAGCCGCGCUUUUAGCCGCCCUAAAAUGUGUGAGAGCGCGCGCUUCGAGGCUAGAGGGAAGCCGAGCCGAGCCAUCGAGUUGGAGGCUGGCACGGCUGCUGAGAAGAGGAGAGAGAGAGAUUCCAGCACACGUGGCCCAAUGGGAGGAAGCCACGUGCGCACGUCGGGUACAGGAGCCGAGCCACGCGCGCGCGUCGGGCGCUGGGAAUGAGAGACGCGCGCGCGUGGCAGUUAAAGUGCCGAAGUUGGGCGCGCUUCCCAAGCAACGCGCGCGCGCGUCGGAUGUGCUGGGUGUGUGUGACGCGCGCGAAUGGGCCAGUGGGGAGGGGGCACGUGUUCCGGUGUAGGCUGAUGACGCGCGCGCACGUGAAUCAACCCCUAUUGGGGUCACGCGUGCGCAUUAGAGCACCGUUUUCGGCCCGAUUCGGGUGAAAUCGAUGGGCAAAUUGCCGAGUGUGUUGAUGCACUUGGUGUAUUAAACGGGGGUAGUUUCGGACGGCGAGAAGCUAUUGAAUAUUGGAGCGACGACGUAGGACCGAGUGCUAAAGUUGCGGAUGAUGUAGAUGGGGUUGGUACUAGUAGUCGUUAUUCUCGACGCCAAAUCGUGGAUUUUGGGAGUGAUAGUGAUGAUUCUAAUCAAUCGCAUUCGUCGAGUGAGCAUGCGGUGCCGAGUAGUGAAGUUGAUCCGAUUGUGGAAGUGGAGGAGGAAGAUGAUAUUCCGUUGGGUGAUGUUGAAAUUGAUACGAGGAGGCAAAAGAAGAUUAAGCCUAUCAAUUUGAACUUUCUCGAUUUUGACAGUGUGCUGAUGGAAGAGCAUUUGCAGUCAAUUCGUCGACUAGUUGGGGCGCCAAGAAAUAUUGAGUUGGUGUUGCCCGAGAAGGGCGACCGUUUGUAUUCCCCUCCCGAUGGGUUUCAUACUGUUUUCUUGGCGUACGUGACGUGUACAUCUCAAAUUACUCCGCAUCCGACUUGUUGAAGAUUGGCGAGGAAUUUAAGAUAGGGUAUAGUCAGCUAACCCCGACUGCGGUUCUGAUGUUCAAGGCGUUUUACCAUAGAGUGUCUCGAGUAGGUCUGCCUGCUACUGUGAGUUUGUUUAAGGCACUAUUUACAUUGCAUCGGCCCACUAAGCUGCCGUUCUUUUGCGUUCAUCCUCGUGUUCCAUAUCAAUUUUUGAAGAGUGUGAAGUUGUCUUUGGGGAAAUGGAAAUCCCAGUUCUUUUAUGUGAGAGCUCCCACUUUCGACGCCCCCCUAGUUUGGAAGCCUACGUGCGAGAGUUUCAAGAUUACUGCGAAUAUGGCGAAGAGGAUUGAAGAGUCUAGGCUGUGUGAUGUGGAGUUUGAUCCAAGGUGUUUGAUACCGGAUGGUCAGCACCAUAUAUCCUUUUGUCGUGUGGACAUUUUAUUUUAUUUUUAUUUUAUUUUUUUGUUUUUUUUUUUUUUUAUUUUUUUAUUUUUUAUUUUUUUUUUUUUUUUUAUCUCAGGUCUCUUAUGUGGUUGUUUUCCUUUGUAGAUGGGAGUAUUACCUUUGCGGCACUUUGAGCUAAGGCGAAUGGGACGUCGAAAAUGGUAGCAAAGAAGGUUCCCUCUACGUUGGGAGUUUCUUCGGGUGGUUUGCCUCGUGAGACGGUCCAUGUAGAGACUCCUCGAGUGAUCGAAGACGACCGUAGUUGUGCUGGUGAAGUGGAGGAGCGUACAUUUACGAGAGACCGUGGCAUGGGAAAGACGGUAGAUAUUGAAUAUGUGGCUGUGCCAAAGCGUCCACGGGUAGACCUUGAGGAGACGUAUGCUUUCCAUGGUGGGGCAGGGAAACAGUUGUUUACCUUUGGCGUGAAUCGUGAAGGGAAGGAGUCGUAUUGGGAUGUGUCGGACCGUGAUUUGGCGAUGUUGAGUACCGAGGGGUUCGUUCGGGAGUACGACCGUGCUCGGAUGUCUGGUAAGGGCCCUUCUCACAUGUUUUUAGUUGGUAGCGACUUGGAGAUAUCUCAUGGAGCAAGAUGGGAACGUGGAAGCUAGGAAGGAAGAGGAGCGGACUCGAAGUCAGGCGCGUGAGGACGAACUUUGAAGCCAGUUGGAGAUGGCGCGGUCCGAUCAUGCUCAACGGACGGAAGAGCUUGCUCAGAGGACAGAGGAGCUU
Molecule: messenger RNA, 2967 nt
Organism: Erythranthe guttata (spotted monkey flower)
Lineage: Eukaryota; Viridiplantae; Streptophyta; Magnoliopsida; Lamiales; Phrymaceae
Source: RefSeq, a predicted model, not a curated record